This is a messenger RNA of Orycteropus afer afer, 324 nucleotides long. Lineage: Eukaryota; Metazoa; Chordata; Mammalia; Tubulidentata; Orycteropodidae. The record is from RefSeq and is a predicted model, not a curated record.
AUGACAACUCAAGAGGAUAAAAUAGGGGUGUUUCAAAGGACAAGUCUUUGGACCAUGUCAAUAGAGGGCCUGGAAGAAAAAGUCAAGGAGUUCCUGGACACAACCACUUUGUAUGCCCAGAGCUUAGCGCUGCGUUGGGCACACAGCAGGUGCUCAAUGAGUAUUUGCUGAGCAACUGAAUGCAUCGUGGCAGCAGCACUAAGAUGCCACGGGGCCACAAGGGAGCCUGGGAGAUCAGAGGAAAGCUUCUGGACUCCUGCCACGCCUUACAUUAGCAGCGUCUUCUCUGAGUCCCGGCAGCCAGCCCCUUGGGAUGCCAUUUGA